GGGACAUCCCUAGGGAGCGAGAGUGAGAGGAAGUUUGAGUGAUACAGCAAGUGAUACAGCAGGCCCUGCCCGAAUGUUCAAUCAAAACCCCAGUCUAUUUGGGAGUUGUAGUAAUCAGUUUGCCUUUCAAGUGUGCGGCGAACGUAUAGCUGGGAUUUGGAAAAUAAGUAGCCCCACCAGAAAUGACAGCAGCAAACACAGGCAAAACGUCCGACAAGGAGAACGACCCAAAGUCAUCAACCACGGCCGCUUCCACAGCAGCUGGCCAGGAUGGGGGCAGCUCGCCCACACCCCAGUUCCAAUCCUAUGUGAAUGGCAACGGCAGUGGGGUGUACAAGAUCAUCAAGACCCUGGGCAAGGGCAACUUUGCCAAGGUCAAGCUGGCGAUUCAUAUGCCCACCGGUCGGGAGGUGGCCAUCAAGGUGAUCGACAAGACAACGCUGAAUGCCAGUGCCCGGCAGAAACUGUAUCGCGAGGUGAAGAUAAUGAAGCUGCUGAACCAUCCGAAUAUCGUACGCCUCUUCCAGGUCAUCGAAUCGGAGAGGACGCUCUACCUGGUGAUGGAGUACGCCAGUCGGGGCGAGCUAUUCGAUCACCUGGUGAAGAACGGAAGGAUGCGGGAGCGGGAUGCCCGGGUGAUCUUCCGCCAGUUGGUGUCCGCCAUUCAGUAUUGCCAUGGGAAGUCCGUUGUGCAUCGCGAUCUCAAGGCGGAGAACCUGUUGCUGGACCAGCACAUGAACAUCAAGAUAGCGGACUUUGGCUUUGGCAACACCUUCGAACCCAAUGUCCAACUGGAGACCUUCUGCGGAAGUCCACCCUAUGCCGCCCCUGAACUCUUUCGGGGCAUGAAAUACGCUGGACCUGAGGUGGACUCGUGGUCACUGGGAGUGGUGCUCUACACCCUGGUCAGCGGAUCCCUGCCUUUCGAUGGCGGCAAUCUGAAGGAGCUACGCGAUCGGGUUCUGCGUGGCAAAUACCGCGUUCCCUACUACAUUACGUUAGAUUGCGAGAACCUGAUUCGGAAAUUCCUGGUGCUGAAUCCCGCCAAGCGAACUACUUUAUCGGCUGUCAUGUCCGACAAGUGGAUUAAUCUGGGUCACGAGGAUGGCGACAGACUGAGGCCGUUUCAGGAGAAGCCCACGAAUCUGCAGGACUUCAACCGAUUGCAUUUGCUGGUGAGCAUGGGCCACAAGCUUCGUGAUGUAGAGCAGUCGCUGAAGGGACAGCAGUUUGACGACAUUUAUUGCACCUAUAUGCUCCUGGAAUUGGCCAAGCCGCGCUCCUCGAACCCCAAAGCAGUGGCUUCUAUGGGCGAUUUACCGACUUCUUUCAGUCGAAUUCCUGUACCCACCACUUCGCCCAAUGUUACAGUUACUCAAGUAACCUUCGCUCUGGACAAGAGUACCCCCAUUCACUCUGCCUCGGGUUCGAGUCGUCCCAUAGCUCCUCGUUUGGCCAACGUCCUCGUUACGCCCACUUCGACGCCUCCCUCGGAGCCGCCUUCCAAAUUUAUACGCCGCACAGCUCCCAGGCGAUCUGAGCCCUCGAGUCAUCCACCAACCGCACUGCCCAAGAGAGGAGCCAGUGCCUCCGUGGAUGUCAAGCCAACGCUGCUAAGUGCCCAGCGUAAGUUGGCUCAAACCCAGAAGCUGGCCAGUCCAUCCCUCCGCUAUCAGUAUCCCGGUGUCCAGUCUCCCAGCCAAACUCGGGGAUCUAGGCCACCACCAGGAUCAACGACUCACUACGGAAAGGCAGAGCCACCAGCCACGCCCCUAAUGGUGCUCAAGUCGCCGUCAAACUUCCAGACCCCACCACCAUCCCCAUCUCCAUCCCCAGAUGUCAUUAAACGCACCUCGCGAGUGGGAUUCUUCUCCAAGUUGUCCGCCCGCUUCGGUCGAAGGACGAUCCACCAGGACGGAAAGCUCCUGGACACCACCGAUCAUCGCAUGAAUAAUUAUAACCGCAAGUGAUACAGCAGACCCUGGCCCAAAACGGACGAUUGACCUUGUGUCUAGUUGGUAUUUUUAAUGAAAACGACUAAAAUUUAGUAUUACAAAUAAAUGUUGAUUUAAUGCA
Drosophila takahashii is the source of this 2076-nucleotide messenger RNA. RefSeq names its product serine/threonine-protein kinase MARK2. Gene Ontology annotation, molecular function: ATP binding; tau-protein kinase activity; protein serine/threonine kinase activity. Gene Ontology annotation, cellular component: cytoplasm. The record is from RefSeq and is a predicted model, not a curated record. Gene Ontology annotation, biological process: protein phosphorylation; microtubule cytoskeleton organization; intracellular signal transduction. Lineage: Eukaryota; Metazoa; Arthropoda; Insecta; Diptera; Drosophilidae.